AUGGCCGAUGUGCCAAAGGAUCUCAUGCAGGAGAUCAAGCGCUUAGAGGAGAUGUUCGCAGUUGACACCGCCAAGCUCAAGUCCAUCACGGAGCAUUUCGUUAAGGAGCUCGCUAAAGGUUUGAGUGUUGAGGGUGGUAGUAUUCCCAUGAACCCAACAUGGUGUAUGGCUUUCCCAACUGGUUAUGAGACUGGAACUUUCCUUGCUCUGGACAUGGGAGGAACUAACCUUCGAGUUUGCGAGAUCAUCUUGACCGACGAGAAAUCCGAAUUCGACAUCAUUCAAUCCAAAUACCGCAUGCCAGAGGAGCUGAAGUCUGGCACUUCAGAUGAGCUUUGGGAAUACAUUGCAGACUGUCUUCAGCAAUUCGUCGAAUCUCACCAUGGCACCAAAGAUCUGGAAAAGUUGAACCUUGGUUUCACGUUCUCAUACCCAGCGACCCAGGAUUACAUAGAUCAUGGCGUUCUUCAACGCUGGACCAAGGGGUUCGAUAUCGAUGGUGUUGAAGGACACAACGUUGUACCUAUGUUUGAGGCUGCUAUUGCGAAGAGAGGUGUUCCCAUCAAGCUCACCGCUUUGAUCAACGAUACCACAGGUACUCUGAUCGCCUCAGCCUACACUGAUACCAAGAUGAAGAUUGGCUGUAUUUUUGGCACAGGUUGCAAUGCAGCUUACAUGGAAAAUUGCGGGUCAAUCCCCAAGCUAGCACACAUGAACUUGCCACCCGACACACCAAUGGCCAUCAACUGCGAAUGGGGCGCCUUCGAUAACGAGCACAAAGUCCUCCCCCGAACUCCUUACGACAUCAUCAUUGACAAAGACUCCCCCCGUCCUGGCCAACAAGCGUUUGAAAAGAUGAUUGCAGGUCUCUACCUCGGCGAGCUCUUCCGUCUCGUCCUCGUCGACCUUCACGACAACAAGGAAGUCCACAUCUUCGAAGGCCAGAACAUCGACAAGCUGCGCAAAGCAUACACCCUCGACUCGUCUUUCCUCUCUAUGGUUGAAGAAGACCCCUUUGAGAACUUGUCCGAGACAGGCGACCUCUUCCAGAAUAAACUCGGCAUAAUUGCCACUCACUCGGAACUAGAGCUCAUCCGCCGCCUCGCCGAGUUGAUCGGAACACGUGCAGCGCGCCUGUCCUCCUGUGGCGUAGCAGCCAUUGCCACAAAGAAGGGCUACGAGACCUGUCACGUUGGCGCCGACGGCUCUGUCUUCAACAAGUACCCACACUUUAAGCAACGUGGUGCUCAAGCUCUGCGAGAGAUUCUCGACUGGGCGCCCAAGAAGAAUUCUAAGGAGGAAGACCCCAUUGAGAUUCUUGCAGCAGAGGAUGGAAGUGGUGUCGGCGCUGCCCUUAUUGCUGCGUUGACGUUGAAGCGAGUCAAGGAGGGGAAUAUGGCGGGUAUCUUGCACCCCGAAAACUUCAAGUAG
This is a messenger RNA of Hyaloscypha bicolor E, 1431 nucleotides long. RefSeq names its product putative hexokinase. The transcript has 4 exons. Gene Ontology annotation, molecular function: fructokinase activity; ATP binding; D-glucose binding. The coding region runs from base 1 to 1431 and encodes 476 amino acids. Lineage: Eukaryota; Fungi; Ascomycota; Leotiomycetes; Helotiales; Hyaloscyphaceae. Gene Ontology annotation, biological process: intracellular glucose homeostasis; glucose 6-phosphate metabolic process; glycolytic process. Gene Ontology annotation, cellular component: mitochondrion; cytosol. The record is from RefSeq and is a predicted model, not a curated record.